GACUCAAACCUGAGUGAGAACUCGGAGACCAUGUCUGCAGAAUUCUUUUCAUCUACAAGAGAGGAGGGAAGCCCUGGCUCAGGACCUAGUUUUAGGUCCAAUCAGAGGAAGAUAUUAAACCUGCUCCUGGAGAGAGAUACUUCCUUUUCCAUCAGUUCAGAUCUCCCUAGAACCCCAGUGGAGAAGAAACUUUUUGGUGAUUCUGCAAAUCUAAGCAUUUUGUCUGGAGAAACCCCAAAGCGUUGCCUUAAUCUUUCGAAUCUUAGCAGCGGGGAGAUGUCUGCCACUCAGUUUACCACUUCUUCAGACCUUGAUGAAACUGGUCACUUGGAUUCUACAGGACCUGAGGAAAUACAGUUAGCUGGGAUGAAUUAUCACCAACACCUUGUAAAAUGCAGCCCAGCACAGCUGCUUUGUAGCACUCCGAAUGCUUUGGACCAUGGCCACAGGAAGAAAGAUGCAAUAUGUAGCUCAUCCGCAAAUAAAGAGAAUGAAAACAGCACUUCAAAGCCCUUGGAGUGGUGGGUACCCAGGAACCUGAGGUCCCCUCUUUUUCUACUGGACAAUGGAAACUUGGUGGAAAGUGAAAUGAAACAUCUGGGCAGUCCUAUUACUACAGUUGCAAAAUUAGAUAAAAAUCCAAAGCUAGGAGAAAACCAGACAGAGGAGAUUUCAGAUGAAUUGAUGGAGUUUUCUCUGGAUGAUCAAGAAGAGGCUAAGGCAUCUGUGAACAGGAGCUGCCUGUAUCACUCCUUUUCGUUGCCAGACAGUUUGAACAGUCCAAGACUGAAGCAGAUGGUAAAAUUCAAGGACAACACAAUACCAGAUAAAGUAAAAAAGAAGUAUUGUUCUAGCCACAAAGAGCUCAGGAAGGGCUUAGGUAUAAAGAAAAUGGUCUCCCUCUGUGACAUUAAUAUGACUCAGAUGCUGGAGGAAGAUUCUAACCAGGGGCCUCUGAUUGGUGAUUUCUCCAAGGUAUGUGCACUGCCGACCGUGUCAGGGAGACACCAAGAUCUGAAGUACGUCAACCCAGAAACAGUGGCUGCCUUGCUUUUGGGGAAGUUCCAGGGUCUGAUAGAGAAAUUUUAUAUCAUUGAUUGCCGCUAUCCGUAUGAGUACCUGGGAGGACACAUCCAGGGAGCUUUAAACUUGUACAGUCAAGAAGAACUAUAUAACUUCUUUCUGAAGAAACCCAUUGUCCCUUUGGAUACUCAGAAAAGAAUAAUCAUUGUGUUCCACUGUGAAUUCUCCUCAGAGAGGGGUCCCCGAAUGUACCGCUCUCUGAGACAAGAGGACAGGGCUGUGAACCAGUAUCCUGCACUGUACUACCCAGAGCUGUAUAUCCUCAAAGGGGGCUACAGAGACUUCUUUCCAGAAUAUAUGGAGCUGUGCGAACCACAGAGCUACUGCCCUAUGCAUCACCAGGACCAUAAGGCUGAGCUGCUGAGGUGUCGAAACCAGAGCAAAGCAUGGGAAGGGGAGCGGCAGCUGCAGGAACAGAUUGCCUUACUGGUGAAGGAUGUGAGCCCAUGAUAUCAGAUCACCCACUGGCUGCCUAGGACUCACCAAAAGACGCUGUAGAAACCCUAAGCAGAAAGAGGCCAUCUCCUAUGCAGCUAAACCCAAGAUGUUAAAAGGUGUCAGCAAACCAACAGGUUGCCACCUACUGAAAUCCCAGGCCUGGGGACUGGUUAGGUGUCAGUAGAGCUGCUGGCUGGUGGGAAGUCGUGGAGCUGGCUCUAUAAGGCUGGAGCCUUGGGUUGCAUAGAGAUUUGUGUUGCUUCAGGGAGCUGUUGCAUUCCUCUUCCUAACUGCUUGAGUCUCCUCAGAGGUCAGCCACAUCUUUUUCCCCGUGGGCUUCUGGCUCUGCAAGAGAGAGUUGCCCAUCUUCUUUCUCUAUAUUUUCC
This is a messenger RNA of Kogia breviceps (pygmy sperm whale), 1907 nucleotides long. It is a transcript of the gene CDC25C, whose product is annotated as cell division cycle 25C. Gene Ontology annotation, biological process: G2/M transition of mitotic cell cycle; positive regulation of G2/MI transition of meiotic cell cycle; protein dephosphorylation. Gene Ontology annotation, molecular function: protein tyrosine phosphatase activity. The record is from RefSeq and is a predicted model, not a curated record. Lineage: Eukaryota; Metazoa; Chordata; Mammalia; Artiodactyla; Physeteridae. Gene Ontology annotation, cellular component: cytoplasm; nucleus.